GAUUCCAGUGCCACCCUAGGCCAGGUCCCAUGGCAGUGUCCAGGCAGAAUGAGCUGUGGAGUGGCUCUGAACAAGUCCCUCCCAUCUCUGUGCCUCAGUUUCCCCAUCCAUAAAACGAGGAAUCCAGGUGAUAACUCGGUCCCUCCUGGAAUCCUUCCUAGAGCUGUCUGGCUUUUCCUGUUAGAAACCAUAUCUUUCAAAUAAGGAAAACCAAGACUCAGGGGGUGACAGACCCUGCCCUCAGCCCCGCCGGGCUGCUAGGAGGGCCCAGUCAUAGCAGUGUUAGUUCUGACUGCUGUCUCGUCCUCCAGCUGUCCCCUCCAAGCUAUGACCUGUGCCCAACCGGGGGACUGGCCACCAGAGGAGAGAAUCUGGGGUCCCAUCCUUCCUGGCCACCCCUCACUCCAGUCAUUAGGGGGAGCUGGGCAAGCCCCUUUAUGGGGAAAGAAAAAAAAAUGGUUCUGCACUGGAAAAUUGGCCAGUGGCUUCCUUUUCCUCUCCCACCCCCCAAACCUCUCAGUGCCCUCACCCUCAGACAAUGGCAGCGGCAGCUGAUAACAGGCAGCCAGUUCAGGCCAGGCCCCUCUCACUUCUGCCCCUCUUCCCGCCACCUGCCCCCCAGAAGCCACAAAGGGACAGAUGCAGAGGACAGGCGCCAGGGACAGAUACCAUCUCCCUUCCCCAGGCCAGCUGCCCCCAACCCUCCUCCUGCCCACAAUUAGUCCCCUGGGAAGGGAUCGGGGAACAGAGCAGAGCCCUCUUGGGGGAGGGGAAGCCUGAUCCCCACCGUCCCUUCCUUUGCCCCCCUCUUCCUUCUGCUGCGUCAAUAUCAAUUUCAACCAGUGACCUCUCCACCAAUUUCCACACCCCUACUCUGCCGGUCCGUUUCACCGCCAGACAUCGGUUCCAUUUCGACCCUCAGUGGCGGUCAUUCCCACCCCCUCUGCUGGUCAAUUUCACCCCUUCUGGCGGUCAAGUCCAGCCCCCCAUUUCCCGGGCAAUUUCCCCCUCCCCUCCUUCUCCCCCUCCCCUCUCCUCCCUCUCUCCCUCCCCAGCAGUGUCACUCCCAGCCGGUCCCCACCUCCCGCGCUCCGCGCUCGCUGCGGCCAGUCUCGGGCGUCCGGGUCAGUGUCCAGCUGCCGCGGCCUCGGCCCCGGCGACUCCCGCCCCCAGCCCCCCUUCCCUCCGCGGGCAGCGGCUCCCUCCCUCCCCAGAACAGCUGAAGGUCUCAGUCACCUCCGAGGGGAGCGCAGGGGGAGGGGAGGGGCGGGGGACGCGGCCGAGGGGAGGCGGGGAAGCCUUGACGCUGCUGCCCGGGACGCGGCCCGGGGCUGGUGGGAACCGGGGCGUCCUCCCGCGCUCUCCCCUCCCCAGCGUCCCACCUCCCGGCGGCGGCGGAGAAAGUGUCUCCGAAAGCGUGAAGAGGGAUUGGAGGAGGUUUUUAUUUCCCUUUGUGCGGGUGGCUGGGGCCGGAUCGAGGCGGCCCGGCCGGGGACCGCGGGAUUGGGGGCUCCCCGCUGAGCCGAGAGGAGCGCGACAAAGGAUGCGUCCCGCCGGGGUCACCGUCUCCGCGGCCCAACUUUGCGCGCGGCGCCUGCGCCCCUGGGGAGCCCGCCCGCUGCGCUGAGAACCCAGGCGUCCGGACUGGGCGAGGGGCCGGGAGCGUCCGCAGGUGGCGCUGGCCCCGAUCUCCCGACCCCAGGAAGGGAUCCCGGAGCUUCCCGGAGGCGGCGGGCGGCCGAGCUGCUCCAGGGAACCGCGCUGCCCGCGGAAACUCCGCGCGCCUCCGCGGAUGCCCCUCGCCCUAGCGCCUAGCACGCGGCAUUCGGGGCCCUGCGGGACGCCCCCUUCCCCUGCGGUGCUUCCCAAACCCAGCUAAAGCGGGCUUGUCCUCCCUCCCUCCUCUGUCGCCUCCUUUUCCUCCCCCGCGUUCACCUUUUCCUUGCCUCUAUCCAUCCAGAACCCCGCCAAAGGGCGCACCUGAUCUUUCUCCUCCUUCCCUGCUCUUCCCUUCCUCUCCUCCUCCUCCUCCUCCCUGAGGAAAGGGGCCUGGAGAAGGGCAUGUGGGGGGCCCCUCUGACAGUGGCCCGAUUGGGGUGACAGGCGCCCAAAUGGCCAAGUGGCUACGGGACUACCUGAGCUUUGGCGGUCGGAGGCCCCCUCCGCAGCCGCCCACCCCAGACUACACCGAGAGCGACAUCCUGAGGGCCUACCGCGCGCAGAAGAACCUGGACUUCGAAGACCCCUAUGAGGACGCGGAGAGCCGCUUGGAGCCGGACCCCGCGGGCCCUGGGGACUCCAAGAACCCCGGAGAUGCCAAGUACGGCUCUCCCAAGCACCGGCUCAUCAAGGUGGAGGCUGCGGAUAUGGCCAGAGCCAAGGCCCUUCUGGGCGGCCCCGGGGAGGAGCUGGAAGCUGACACUGAGUAUUCGGACCCCUUUGAUGCUCAGCCUCAUCCUGCACCCCCUGAUGAUGGGUACAUGGAGCCCUACGACGCCCAACGGGUCAUGAGUGAACUGCCCGGCAGAGGGGUGCAACUCUAUGACACCCCUUAUGAGGAACAGGACCCAGAGACAGCAGAUGGACCCCCUUCUGGGCAGAAGCCUCGGCAGAGCCGGAUGCCCCAGGAGGAUGAACGGCCAGCAGAUGAGUAUGAUCAGCCCUGGGAGUGGAAGAAAGACCACAUCUCCAGGGCGUUUGCAGUGCAGUUUGACAGUCCAGAGUGGGAGAGGACUCCAGGCUCAGCCAAGGAGCUCCGGAGACCCCCACCCAGAAGCCCCCAGCCUGCGGAGCGUGUGGACCCAGCCCUGCCCCUGGAGAAACAGCCGUGGUUUCAUGGCCCCCUGAACAGGGCGGAUGCAGAGGGCCUCCUGUCCCUCUGCAAGGAAGGCAGCUACCUAGUGCGGCUCAGCGAGACCAGCCCCCAGGACUGCUCCUUGUCUCUCAGGAGCAGCCAGGGCUUCCUGCAUCUGAAGUUCGCGCGGACCCGAGAGAACCAGGUGGUGCUGGGCCAACACAGCGGGCCCUUCCCCAGCGUGCCCGAGCUCGUCCUCCACUACAGUUCACGCCCACUGCCGGUGCAGGGCGCUGAGCAUCUGGCUCUGCUGUACCCCGUGGUCACGCAGACCCCCUGACAGUGACCCUCGGCCCCCUUUUGAGUCCUCGGGCCCAGAAUUGUAUCCCAAAGCCGUCCCAUGGCCUAGAAAAUAAAUAAGUUAUUGUUU
This is a messenger RNA of Cercocebus atys (sooty mangabey), 3224 nucleotides long. RefSeq names its product Src homology 2 domain containing transforming protein D (gene SHD). The coding region runs from base 2112 to 3134 and encodes 340 amino acids. Gene Ontology annotation, molecular function: phosphotyrosine residue binding. The transcript has 6 exons. Lineage: Eukaryota; Metazoa; Chordata; Mammalia; Primates; Cercopithecidae. The record is from RefSeq and is a predicted model, not a curated record.